Molecule: messenger RNA, 480 nt
Organism: Symbiodinium sp. CCMP2592
Lineage: Eukaryota; Dinophyceae; Suessiales; Symbiodiniaceae
Source: the annotation of a GenBank genome assembly
AUGGCUCGCGGUUCCCCGGCACUGUGCACCAUUCUGGUGGUGCUGGGCGCUUGUGGUGCAUUCUCUGGAAGCUUUGUGACAGGACGUCUGGCUGGCUGUUCGCCACCUGCCCGUGUGGAGGCAUUAAACAGGCGAGCCACUGAUGGCGACAGCACGAGCCGCCGAGGCUUUCUAGAGACAAUUACAAAGCCGUCGCCAGCAACAGCAGUCGUCGCCGUUCUGACCUUGGUGAUCGUUUACGUUCUCACUCGCGAGGAAAAGGCCAGAAAGGGCAAAGUCUGUGUCCGCAGCCAGCAGUAUCUCGACGACUACCUGGCAGACCCUGCAAAAGUGGAGCGACUUGCAGCCAAAGGGGUGCCCUACGACAAGAUGAGGUCAUACCUACAAGAUCCUGGCUGUGUUGAGUUCGCCGACUACUGGCAGAACCUCCUUACCGCCCGGUCGUUCUGGGACGCUGGUGAGGAAUACAAAGUGGGCUAG